CACCUGCCGAGGGAUUAAGCACCAGUUAACGCUGAACCACCAACAUGAAGUUCGUGAUCCUUGCCUGUGUUGCUGCCGUGGCUGUCGCCGCUCCCCAGUACAGCUAUGGGUUUCCUUCUGCUGAGUCUAGCGAGGAAGUCGCUGCUCCUCAGACCAGCUAUGGCGCUCCUCGUGCUGCGUCCAGCGAGGAGGUCGAGUUCGUGCCAAUCCUUAGGGACGACCGCGUCCACGAGGAAGAUGGAACUUACAACUUCGACUUCGAAGCUGCCAACGGCAUCCGUUUCUCUCAGGCUGGAUCCCCCGACGGUGAUGAGGACGCUGUGAUCAAGGCUGGAGAAUAUUCAUACACCGCUCCUGACGGCACUGAAGUCCAUGUCAAGUACGUCGCCAACGAGAACGGCUUCCAGCCCCAGUCCGACGUCCUGCCCGUGGCUCCCGCGUUCCCCCACCCGAUCCCUCAGUUCGUCCUCGACCAGAUCGCCUUCGCCGCCAAGGAGGACGCCGCCCGCGCCCGUGCCGGUGAUGAUUCCGACGAAGUUGCCGCCCCAUCCACUUUCUACGGCCGCCCCAACUAAAUUCACACCUGAACGAAUGUAUUUAUUCUAUUUAUGAUUGAAAUAGAAUUUUCAUAAUGA
Molecule: messenger RNA, 635 nt
Organism: Penaeus monodon (black tiger shrimp)
Lineage: Eukaryota; Metazoa; Arthropoda; Malacostraca; Decapoda; Penaeidae
Product: cuticle protein AMP1A-like
Exons: 3
Coding region: 45-575 (176 amino acids)
Cellular component (GO): chitin-based extracellular matrix
Molecular function (GO): structural constituent of chitin-based larval cuticle
Source: RefSeq, a predicted model, not a curated record